GAUCUGUAGCUUUGAGUCAUGAUAUGUUGCACUGCGGUGCAAGAACGAACCUAACAACAAUCAACCUGAAUUUUUACGGAUUUUUUUUUUUUUUUUUUGCUAUUAUUUUUAACAGAGCGACCAUGGGUCAGACGCUCGACACCUUAUACGGCAAACGUUACCCAGUGUCAGGUGUUGCUCCGGUGUUCGUCACCGCGACAGAUGUGUCUCGGCUGUAUCCAGACAGAGCGACGAUGGCCCCGGCUCACAGUGUGGCGCCACCAAGCGUGCCAACAAAACAGGAAAAGUGUUACGACCCUCAUGACAAAACACUUAAAUUUGUCGAUGGAGAGGAUGAUUUGGACUUUUUGUAUGAAGGCUUCAAAUCUCUCAGAGCUCAGAUGUCCUGUGGUCACGCUGUGACCCCGACCUCUCUCACCAACUGGUGUCGCAGGUUGUUGGACCAGGGUGAAAGCAGGUUUGUGUGUGGUGGGUCUGGUUGUGGUGCUGAGUGGACUUUUGCAGAGGUUUGUAAAAUGGCUCUUCUGGACCCUCAAGAAAGGGAGUACUUUCAAAAAACCAUGGAAUUCAAUGCUGCCAGGCAGACAACUACUAAGUUGUGUCCUGGAUGUGGAUUCGCUGUGACGAGAGAGAAUGGGUCAGAUUUGAAUGUCCUCUGUAAAGUGUGCACAGCAGUAAAAGGACGGCCGUUUGAAUUCUGCUGGCAGUGUUUGAGGGAGUGGAAGGGUGCACGGCCUCGGAAGGACCGCUGUGGAAAUCGUGGCUGCUGA
This is a messenger RNA of Haplochromis burtoni (Burton's mouthbrooder), 770 nucleotides long. RefSeq lists its product as uncharacterized. The transcript has 5 exons. The record is from RefSeq and is a predicted model, not a curated record. Lineage: Eukaryota; Metazoa; Chordata; Actinopteri; Cichliformes; Cichlidae. Bases 24 to 770 code for a protein of 248 amino acids.